AUGAGGGAAGUGAAGAAGGCUUUGAGUUUCAUUUUGACGGUAGAAUGUUGGAGGAUGGGUAUAUUUUGGACACUCUCUCUUGCCAUGUCUUACUUUCAGUUGUUUUUGCAAAGGGUUUUGACUAAAAAGCCUAAUGCUUAUCCUCGUUGCCAGCCGCAAAGAAUUGGGACUCAGAAACCCAUUUGCGUGAUCACUGGUGCUACGUCUGGUAUUGGCGCGGCUGCAGCUUAUGAUCUUUCAAAGGAGGGGUUUUAUGUUGUUCUUGUUGGACGCUCACUCCAAUUGUUAUCUAAGAUGAUAGAAGGGAUACAGAAACAAAACAAGGAUGUCCAUGUAAAAGCUUUUGAGGUUGACCUAUCAUCUUUCCAGUCAAUCUUGAAGUUUAAAGACUCACUUGAGAAGUGGCUAUUAGAUUCAGAUAUGCAUGUUUCCAUCCAACUCUUAAUAAACAAUGCUGGGAUACUGGCAUCUUCACAUCGUCUCACAGCAGAAGGCUAUGAUCUUGUGAUGGGGACAAAUUACAUUGGUGCCUUCUCUUUGACCAAACUUCUACUGCCGCUUCUCAAAAACAGUCCUGUUGGCUCACGGAUAGUAAAUGUCACCUCCUUUACACAUCGAAAUCUAUUUGAUGUACAGAUUGACAAAGAAACUGUUGCUGGGAAGAGCCUAUCAAGAUCAAAACAAUAUCCGUUUGCUCAUAUCUAUGAGUUCUCCAAAUUAUGUCUACUGAUGUUCUCAUAUCAGCUUCACUGGCAACUUAACUCGAUGGAUGAAUCUUGUCAAGUCUCUGUCAUUGCUGCCGAUCCUGGAGCAGUGGAAACCAAUAUCAUGCGAGAACUUCCUUCUUCAGUUUCCUGUAUGGCAUUUAUAGUGCUGCAGCUUCUGGGCCUUUUGCAGUCACCUGAAGAGGGGGCUAGCUCUGUUAUUGAUGCUGCUCUUGCUCCACCAUACUUGAAUGCUUUUAGUGUUCCUCCUCAGUCCUCAUCCUAUGCUAUAACAGGCACUGGUGGACUAGGUGGUGGUGGAAGUAAUAUCGGGUCAAUAGUAAAAAAUCAAAUAGUGAGGCAUUUCUCAAGAGCAAGAGCAGUGAAUGUGAGGAAGAUAAACCCUAAGGUUCCAUUCUCUGAAGCUGCUUCUAUUGCUCAAUCUAUUUAUCAAGUCAUCAAAGAACAUGGACCUCUCACUGUUGGCAAUACCUGGAAUCAAGCCAAGGAAGCUAAUAUUAGUGGAUUAAAUAGCAAAACUCACAUGAAGAUAAUGCUUAAAUGGAUGAGAGGGAGGAAGAUGCUGAAGCUGUUCUGUAACCCUAACAGCAAGAGGUUUCUGCACUGCACUUUACCAGAAGAACCAAGAACUGAAGAAUCAAUUAGUGCUCCAGAACUGAGUCCGAAGACCAGGAAGACCAAGAAGAAGUCUUCAGUAAAGAGGAAAAAGCAACGCAAAACCUUUUCUAUACAGAACCCUGAUCCUCUACCCCUCGUUGGAAGAUUUUUGUUACCUGGAACUGCAUGGUGUCCUGCCAAGAAAAUCACCUAUGGUCUGGAGAAGAAUAUAAAGAGGAAGGAGGUUAAAAUUGAAGGGAAACCAAAAUCGGGAAUCCAAUAUAUGGCCUUUACAAAUGAAGCUCCUGAGAGGAUGAUAAUGAAUGACGUGAAACGUUGCUGCCAACUCCUUGAAGUGAACACCAUAGAGGGAAGUAGCCAUGUUGGUUCCAGCAACAACUUUCUGCCUUGGACUUUACCUGAAGAUCGACAACCUGACCAAUCAAGCGGUUCCAGGGCUCCAGUUGAACAUAUGGGUCUUAACAAGCAUCUCGUAACUGUUGUGAUUGUUCAUCACCAAUUUGCUAAUGUAUUUAGACCUUUCUAUGCUGCAUCCUCAUUCCCAUCUGCUGUCAUUAUCUUUUAA
This is a messenger RNA of Dovyalis caffra, 1908 nucleotides long. Lineage: Eukaryota; Viridiplantae; Streptophyta; Magnoliopsida; Malpighiales; Salicaceae. The record is from the annotation of a GenBank genome assembly.